This is a messenger RNA of Exophiala aquamarina CBS 119918, 2154 nucleotides long. RefSeq lists its product as uncharacterized. Lineage: Eukaryota; Fungi; Ascomycota; Eurotiomycetes; Chaetothyriales; Herpotrichiellaceae. The record is from RefSeq and is a predicted model, not a curated record. The transcript has a single exon. Bases 1 to 2154 code for a protein of 717 amino acids.
AUGACUUCGGUACUGGAGGGACUUCUUCCUACCCGCCGUCGUCGGUCGAGAUCUCGGUCAGAGUCUGGGAAGCAACUACACGCUCGAUGGGGUGACAACGCUAUUACUGCUCCCAAUGGUAGUGGUUGGAGUCAGCAAUAUCUCGAGGAAGACCAAAUCCAUGCCGCCUAUCAGGCUCAUGGAAGUCCCGAUAGUCAAAAGACUUUGGUCAACAACUCUCCAGAAUUGGGGCAUGAUUCCAUCAGGACAAAGAUCGAGAAUAUCCUCCAAGCCGUCGAGGACCAGAAAUUUGCUGGUGUCCCUGUCAUCAAGGAGGUUGAUGGCCAAAUCACCAUAACCUUCUCCCUCGGGCCCUCCGCUCAACAACCGCAACAAUCACAUCAACAAAGGAGGCCAUCUGCAGAGAACAUUUAUCCUUCUUAUACCUAUCCCACACCUGCCCAGUCGGAACGCGCCCCCAACACCGAGACACGCCAUUUGUUCCCACCAAUUUCGACCAAUAUUGAUGAAGUUAUCACGGUCGAAGCCCGCGAUCUCGUGGAUCCAUAUCGGACGACGUCUCCAAUCGUACACACUCAAUCUCCUGUUUAUGACGAUGUCUCUACCUUCUUCACAAGGGCAGCCUUUCCUGAGAAAUCUUUUGGUCCUGUUCGGUUACCUCACAUCCAGACAAAUGUCCCCCAAAACAAAUCACAACCAGCCUCUGCCAUUUCGGUCUCAGUGUUGAGCCCCGUGCAAGAGAAAUAUAAUGAACUGAGCGAAUCCACCGGCAAUACACCGUUGGAUAAUACCCCAAUUGCUGCUCGAAUUGCCGCUUCUAUUCCAAGAGCCCCCUCCAUUGCCGAUGAGCUUGCGGAUCUGGAGACUUUAACCCAGCGCCUAGAGAAGUUCAGAGAUCCCGCAUCUUCUCCACCCUCUCGAAUCACAAGUCCCAUCGAUACUUCAGAUUCUGAUUUCGACAACCCCUUUCCUCGAAGUAGGGGUCCAUCACGCUCUGCGUCACGGGGCCCGGGCAUCUCCCGUCCUUCCUCGCGAGGACCAGGUAUUGGCGAAGUAGCAUACAUGCGAGCUUCAUCUCGGGGUCCUGCUGAUCAGCCACGGAGCGAGUCCAGGAGUGGAAUGGAAGGCCGACGCUCUGCUUCUCGAGAGACCUCUCGACGAGCUCAAUCGGUGGAGCCUGUCCUUCGAAGCCACUCGGUGGAACCUAUCAAACGGGCAAUGAGUCGUGAACCCGCCCAUCGCAGGUCUGAAUCAAGGGGAGGUGACGACGAUGAUCGCCGACCUUCUCGGUCUCGCUCCCGCAACCCAAAACCACGCAGAUCUGAAUCUGUUGGGGACCAAAAUUACCGACGAGCCGAUUCAGUGGAGAGGAGUUUCCGCCACGUGGAAAUUCUUGACCCAGCUGCCGACCGCGGCCCACGCGAUGCAACACCCAUUGGAUAUGCGAGAUCCAUGACUUCUGCUACUGCAUAUCACAAACGAGCCAUGUCUCGUGAUCAAUUUGACCUAGGGCGGCGAACGGCCUCGCCAUCAGCCACGAGCCGGAGGGCCGCCUCGCGUGGUGCCGGCGACAAACGACGCUUGUCUGGGGACUUCUCACGUCGAGCCGUGUCGGUCGACCCGAUCCGACGGCACGCCACUCCGCAAGAAGACUUCACCCCGAUUUCCCGACGUGGGACACCACUGGCCUUCCAAAACGGCCGGUUCGUCCCACUGGAGAAUCCGGCAUCGGACUCCAGUGCAGACGAGCACGACCCAGAUCGGUCCCCGACGUCAGGCGACGACACGGGCAUAGACACCGACGCAACCGACAUCGAAACCGAAACCGACGACGCAUACUACGAGUCUCGCAAGGAGUGGAACGGCCGUGCCGCCAACGGCGCCGACGGCAAGGGCUACUACGGCGACGUGGCCAACGAAUACAAGGCCAUCGCGAAAGAUGUGGAAGCGGACCAGGCCGCCGUCACGGCCGGUGGCAAGAUCGAGAAGCAAGUCGGCGGGAUCAAUAUCGGAGGGCUGAAGCUCAACAUCACGAAAGUCACAAUGGACAAGUCGGACAAGGAGAGGGACAAAGAGUGGAAGAAGAACAACACUGUCAAGAAGCAUUAUGCUGGCCCAGAUCUUGUGCCCAGUGAGGAGGAGGUCUGGGGGUAA